Molecule: messenger RNA, 1396 nt
Organism: Gambusia affinis (western mosquitofish)
Lineage: Eukaryota; Metazoa; Chordata; Actinopteri; Cyprinodontiformes; Poeciliidae
Product: ubiquitin-conjugating enzyme E2 E2-like
Exons: 6
Coding region: 16-819 (267 amino acids)
Biological process (GO): protein polyubiquitination
Cellular component (GO): nucleus
Molecular function (GO): ubiquitin conjugating enzyme activity
Source: RefSeq, a predicted model, not a curated record
UCGCAUUCCUUUCAGAUGUUGAACCUAAUAAUAGAGAGGAAAAAAACAACAAAGCGGAAGGAAACCCGGGCUUUUAUUUUAGUGGGUCAAAGAGGAACCCUUCUCUCUAAGGCUCUCCGCCAUGACAGACGCAUUUUAGCACAUUCUCCAGCAGCAGUCAGUCAAAGCAAAGUGACGCGGAGCAGCGGACGAGUCAGCAUGUCCAGCGAGGUGCAGCCGAGGCCGGACGACAGCCCCAACACCAGCGGGGGCAGCUCCGACGCCGAGCAGAGGGAGGCGGCCCCUCCGGAGCAGCCCGGCCCCGAGCAGAGGGACCAGUCCCAGCCCAAGAAGAAGGAGGCCAAAAUCUCCAGCAAGACCGCUGCCAAGCUCUCCACCAGCGCCAAGAGGAUCCAGAAGGAGUUGGCAGAGAUUACUCUGGACCCGCCACCAAACUGCAGUGCCGGCCCUAAAGGAGACAACAUCUAUGAGUGGAGGUCCACCAUCCUGGGGCCCCCGGGCUCCGUGUAUGAGGGAGGAGUGUUCUUCCUGGACAUCGCCUUCACACCAGACUACCCCUUCAAGCCCCCCAAGGUGACGUUCCGCACCAGGAUCUACCACUGCAACAUCAACAGCCAGGGGGUGAUCUGCCUGGACAUCCUGAAGGACAACUGGAGUCCUGCCCUCACCAUCUCCAAGGUCCUGCUGUCCAUCUGCUCCCUGCUCACCGACUGCAACCCUGCGGACCCCCUGGUGGGAAGCAUCGCCACACAGUACCUGACCAACAGAGCAGAGCACGACAGGAUAGCCAAACAGUGGACCAAACGCUACGCCACAUAGAGCCACGCUCACCCAACGUCAUGUCCAACAAUUCUCUACGGAAUCAUCCACCCCUACACCCCACCUACACCCCCACCCCGCUGACAUAUGAACUGUUCUUUGUUCCAUGCUGACUUGAAAAGCUUCUUUUUAUACAAAGAGUCUAUUGGGAUUGUAUUUUCCAAUACACUGAAUGUUGAUAUGGUCAUGAAAAGCUUUAAUACCGUUAUUGUUCUUGUUGAUGUUGCUGUUCUUAAUGCAUUGUUUAUACCAUGGUUGCCACUCUGGCCAUGUCCUUUAUUGUGUGUGUGUGCGCGUGAGUACUAUCCAUGGGUCAUGUGAUGUAAAAAUGUUCAUACUGAGUGAGAGUGUGUGUGUGCGCGUGUGUGUGUGUGAGAGUGGUUUUCUGUUUCCGGUCAGUAAUAGUGCAUGGCGUCUGGAUGUGUGUUCAUACAGUGUCGUCAUGGUAUCCGUUGUGUUCCUGCAGACUUGUGGCAUGGACUGAGCUCAUCAUCAUGUAUGACAUUAGGUGUUAGUUUGCUGUACAUUUAUUGCCUUGUGGGAAUACAUAGUGAAUUAAACACUGGCUGUAAUGUGA